AGUGACUUUGUUGAUAUUUGUGCUUUUAAUAUUGCAGGAGAAUUGCACUAAAAAGAUUUAGUCGAGUUUGUUUACUGAUUCGUUCCCUUAAAAGCUUUGUUAAAAACACCGAUUCGUUCACGAAAGAAACCUCACUACACUAAUAGUCAUGUGUGGCUUAAAGUAAACAGUGCAAUGAUACUUAUCAAAGUCCAACUCUAGAUUUACUGGACGACUGCGGAAAAUGUUGGUACAUCAAGGUGUUGAGCUGGAAACGCCUCCCUCAGGACUGGAGAGAGAGUUUCAUACUCUUUUUAAUUCUGAUGCUCUGCAAUUUCUGUCUGAACUCACCUCUACCUUCCAAGCAGAGGUUGACAAGGUUUUGAAUUUACGAGUCCUCCGGAAAGUUCAGUUGGAUCUGACUGGAGAGUUGCCAGGCUUUCUAAAGGACACAGCUCACAUCCGAAAUGAUCCCAGCUGGAGAGUGAGUCCAGUUCCAGACCGAUUACACUGCAGACAUGUGGACGUUGGUGACCUUUCACCCUGUGAUACACAACGACUUAUAAUAGGACUCAAAUCUACUGCCCAAGGGUUACAGAUUGAUUUUGAUGACGGCAACUGCCCAACAUAUCGCAAUCAAAUAAAGGGCAUUUACAAUGUUUAUCAGGCUGUGCACAACCAGUUUCAGGAUGUACCACCCAUUUCUCAGGCUCCAGUGCUGAUGCUCCGCCCUCGAGCAUGGAACAUGGUGGAGCACAAUAUCAUGGUGAAUGGUCGAGAGGUUCCAGGUCCAUUGUUUGAUUUUGGUCUGCUGAUGUUUCAUAAUGCAAAACUACUUCUUCAAAACCAGAGUGGCCCUUUUUUCUACUUGUCCAAGGUUGAAAGCUACAUGGAGGCCAGACUCUGGAGUCAGAUUUUUUUCUGGACUGAGAAGAAGCUUGGCCUGCCAGCGGGCUGUAUAAAGGCCACCGUGUUGAUCGAGUGUGUCCUGGCAUCGUUCGAGAUGGAGGAGAUUUUGUACGAGCUCAAGGAGCACUCUGCUGGUCUAAACUGUGGCAUCUGGGAUUACUCAGCUUCCUUUGUCAACAAAUUCGGUCAUCGGGCUGAUUUCCUCCUCCCUGAUCGCAGUAAGUAUGUGGAUAUGGAGAAGCGUUUCCUGCACAGCUACAUGGAUCUUCUAGUGCAGACGUGUCACCGCAGGGGUGCCCUAGCAACAGGAGGCAUGGCAGCAUUGCUGUUGCCUAGAGACAAAGAGAGUGACCUCUACAAGACUGUACUCAGAACUGUCACCAGACUUAAAUUACUGGAGAUCAAGGCAGGAGUUGAUGGCUUCAUGGUCUACGACAUGGACCUGAUUGAGCCCAUGCAAAAACUGUUUCAGCUUCACUCUCAUGGUCAGAAUCAACUCCUGCAGCUGCGUGAAGACAUCACUGUGACCCCUGAAGACUUGCUCACUAUGCCUGCGGGAGGAGUAACACUGUACGGACUGAGGUAUAACAUUGCUGUAGGAGUCCUCUUCAUUGAAGCCUGGCUUUCAGGCAGAGGUCAUUUUUUCUAUCUGGGGAAGGUUGAGGAUUCAGCAACAGCAGAGAUAUCCAGAUCUCAGGUUUGGCAGUGGAUCCGGCACCAAGUGAGACUGGAGGAUGAUGGGACAGUGGUGACCCGAGCUCUUGUCAGCAGUUUGGCUGAAGGAUUGAUGGAAGAUCUGAAGGCAGCCAUACAUUGCCAAACAAGCAGGGACAAACAGAGGUUGAUGACUGCGGUGUCCAUGUUUAUAGAAAUAGUGCAGAAGAAUGUUUUCCCAGAGUUCCUCACCACAUACCUUAACCUGGACCACACUUUCCUCAGCUCUCAGAGCCAACAUGAGAACGGACAGACAGACAUGGUGCCCAAAGCCAGACUCUAACGAGCCUAAAUUACUUCUACAUCACAAGCAUAAUAAUACAACCAUGAACGCUUGUUGUCUUAACAUUUGUGAACUCUCAAACUCUCUAUACCUAAGUUUUAGACAAAUAAUUAUGAAGAUGGUUUAUAACAGUCUAAAAAAGGACAGGAAAUGUACUUCAGUUUACCUAUAGCACAGUGGUUCUCAACCAGGAGACCUCAAGAUGACUUAAAAGCCAAAAUAUACCAAUAAGCCAAAACAACUUUAAAUCAAUCAAUCAAGAUGACUUUUAUUUUAGCCUCUCAACAACUAUUUGAAAAAAAAAGGAAACAAUUUAUAUAUAUAUAUAUAUAUAUAUAUAUAUGUGUGUGUAUUAGACCUGGAAAAAUAAUGGAUAUCAAUACAUUUGUAAAACUACUAUAAUGAAUAUAAAUUUUUUAUAGCUAUUCCAAGUUUAAAAUAUUUACAGGGUAGAAAUUCUGAGUAACAGAAUUCGUAUCCUUAAUUUAUAUCCAGUAAAUCACAAACAAACAAUGAAAAAUCUAUGAAUAUUGUUGUGGACAAUGAGGGGGGGGGCAUGGAUUAAAAUGUUGAGAACCACUACUAUUCCACAGGAAUCAAGGCUGUAAUUCAUUUGAAUAUAUUUUAAAGUCAUCUUAUUGGCAAACAACCAAUAAAAGUAAAGCCCAAAUGAGUAAAGUAAAAAUAAAUACUUAUAGGUACAAAUUCCAGCUCUUUUCACCAGCAAGUAUGUUUGGUUUAACUUUAGCAACCCCUGCAAAUUCUUGCGUUCUGUAUUUAAGAGAUGAAACUCGCAUCUUACAGUGUACAACCAAAUGAGCAAAU
Sinocyclocheilus rhinocerous is the source of this 2710-nucleotide messenger RNA. RefSeq names its product malate synthase, glyoxysomal-like. Lineage: Eukaryota; Metazoa; Chordata; Actinopteri; Cypriniformes; Cyprinidae. The transcript is spliced from 15 exons. Gene Ontology annotation, cellular component: cytoplasm. Gene Ontology annotation, molecular function: malate synthase activity. Gene Ontology annotation, biological process: glyoxylate cycle. Bases 224 to 1885 code for a protein of 553 amino acids. The record is from RefSeq and is a predicted model, not a curated record.